This is a messenger RNA of Heteronotia binoei (common prickly gecko), 485 nucleotides long. Its product is annotated as cytochrome b-c1 complex subunit 9. The transcript has 2 exons. Gene Ontology annotation, biological process: mitochondrial electron transport, ubiquinol to cytochrome c. Bases 92 to 280 code for a protein of 62 amino acids. Lineage: Eukaryota; Metazoa; Chordata; Lepidosauria; Squamata; Gekkonidae. The record is from RefSeq and is a predicted model, not a curated record.
UGUUACCAGUCAACCCGCGAGGGGCGCCCUUGAUAGAUAAAGGAGGCGGGGAAGCAGCUGCGCGUGCGCUUUAGCGGCAGAGGAGCUCAAAAUGGCGCUAGGGAGGCAAGUGUACAACUUGCUUUUUCGCCGCACCUCCACGUUUGCUCUCACGAUCGUAGUGGGCGCGCUGUUCUUCGAGCGGGUUUUCGACCAGGGCGUAGAUGCUCUGUACGAACGCAUGAACUAUGGGAAGAUGUGGAAGCACAUCAAGCAUAAGUACGAGACUGGUGAAGAAUAAAGUGAGGAGCUGCUGGACUCCCUGUGGGACCUUCUGUGAUCCCUUCAGUACAACCCAUCUUCCCGAUUGCCAGCUGUUCAGAAGGCGUGUGUCCAUCCAUGUGUGUCUAUCUGAGACAGAGUGCAUCUCUCAAGAGUGACAAAGCUACCUGGACUUGGGCUUGUUGCCCUAAAAUGUAGCCUAAUAAAAUGUUUUCAGAUGUGUA